Drosophila rhopaloa is the source of this 759-nucleotide messenger RNA. RefSeq names its product caspase-3-like. Gene Ontology annotation, biological process: proteolysis. NCBI's taxonomy places the organism in Eukaryota, Metazoa, Arthropoda, Insecta, Diptera, Drosophilidae. The coding region runs from base 1 to 759 and encodes 252 amino acids. Gene Ontology annotation, molecular function: cysteine-type endopeptidase activity. The transcript is spliced from 4 exons. The record is from RefSeq and is a predicted model, not a curated record.
AUGGUCUUUCAGCACGAUGCUCGAAUGGAGUUAUCUGAAAGUGCCAGUGAAUCAGUUCCAUUACAAUCAGUUGAUCCUCCGAAGAAACUUUUGCCGCCUUAUCUCUGCAUAUUGAAUCAUGAGGAAUUUCCGAAUGAUCCCGCACGGAAUCGAAAAGGCAGCUCAAAGGAUGUCGAAGCUGUGCGUAAUACUUUCGGAAAGCUAAAAUGUCAGAUUGACGAAAUUCCCAAUCCCACACUGGCUAAGGUUAAGGACACCGUCCGGGCAUUGGCUCUAAAAAGUUUCGCCCAUCUGUCUGCUUUGGUCAUCGUGAUCUUGAGCCAUGGGGACCAAAACGAGAAGAUCUGUGCAUGCGACGGUGAAGAGUACCACGUGGACAGGGAUAUUUUAUUUCCACUCUUCGAAAAUGAAACCCUGGCAAAUAAGCCAAAAAUCCUAAUAAUCCAGGCCUGCAAGGGCCAUUGGAAGGCGGAUUCUAAGAAAUCCGACCGGAACCCCUCAUCCUAUAUCAAGUGCUACAGCUCGACCGAAGGUUUCCAGAGCUUUCGCCACGUGACAGCUGGAUCGAUUUUCAUUCAAACCUUGUGCAAUGUAAUGAACCAAGACGCCCUCACAAAGGACUUCCGCUCAAUAAUUGAGGAUGUAAACGCAAAGGUCGAGAGGCAAUCAAAUUUAAAUGGAUACAAGCAAGUUCCAUCAAUAUCAUCGACUCUAAGAGAACCAUUCUGUUUUGGAGACUUUGCCCAAAACGCAAAUUAA